CAUAUGGGCCCGUGCUUCUAAUCAAAUCAACCGGCUGGUCUCUUAUCAUCAAUUUCUCCACUUACGCCAACACGCGAUCUACUUCCAUCGACGCGAUUUAUCUAAUCUGAUAACUUUUGGUCUUUUGUUCAUUGAGCUUGUUAUUGGGGAAUUAGUAUACGCGAUAUAUUGCUCUUAAAGCCUUGACAAAUUACCAACAAAGCACUCCAUCUGCCAAGUACUAGACUCCAUGGCGCCAACCACCGAAGCUCUUGAGAAAGAUCUCCGCGAUGGGGUUCGCGCUCUCGUCGCUGAACGCGGGUGGGACCAGGUGACCGUGAACAAUGUCCGGCAGUAUGUUGAGGAUAAGGGAGAGCUGGAGCAAGGAUUCUUCAAGGCGCUAGAGUGGGAGGCGCGUAGCAAGAAGAUCAUCAAAGAAUUUGUUGCCCAGUUGCUAGCCGAAGAAGAUGGAGCCCCAUCAUCCCCGGCGGCCAAUGUCAAAUCGGAAGCUAAAAACGGGAUUAAGCGACAAUCAAGCGAAGAGCCUUCCCCAUUACCCAAGCGCCAGAAGAAAGCAUCUCGCGCCGAUCCAUCGAAGAGAGCUAAAGCGAAGAAGGAAGAAUCAGAAUCGGCGCUUAGCGACUUAGAAGACCAAAGCGACUUUGAAGAGCAACCAAAGGAAGCAAUCAAGCAAAGCAUCGCUAAAAAAGAGGAGUCAGAUUCAGAGCUGAGCGAUCUUGAUUCACCAGAAGAUGAACCUAAGAAUGCCAAACCCCAGAAAUCCGUUUCACGUCAGGGAUCCAAGAAAGAAGAAACAGAAUCUGAGUUGAGCGACCUAGACGAUUCAGAUAACGAGUCAAAGAAGAAGACAAAGGGCGCAAAGAAGGCUACGCCUCGGCGCAAGACCAAAAAGAUUACCAAAAACGAUGAAGCAGCUAGUGAUCUAGAGGACUCAGCAGCAGUGAAAAAGCGAAAACGUGCAGCACCUGCUAAGAAGCGAAAUACUAAACGCGUUAAAGCAGAAUCAGAUAAUGAAGACGAUUUAGCAGACGACAAGAAUAGAGUCACAAAGGAUGAAGUUAAAUCUGAUGCCGAUGAAAAAGCUCUGCCUCAACCAGGAGUAAAUGCUAAGACUGAAUCGAAAGCGGAGGACUCAGGCGAGGAUACUAAACUGAACGUUGUGGAUGAUAAGGACAACAAAGAUAUCAAGGAGGUAGACGCCGAUGACUCAGGCUCAGAUUUGUCGUCCGUUAUAGAUGACCCCCCUCCCAAAAAGCGGAAGCCCAGAGAACCGAAAGGUGCUCCUAAGCCUAAGCAGGCCAAGGAAUUGUCUGUAGACGAUACAGAGAUCAAGAAACUCCAAGGCCAAUUACUCAAGUGCGGAAUCCGCAAAAUAUGGGGCAUCGAGUUGAAGAUAUACGGUGACGACAGCAGGGCCAAGAUCAGACAUCUGAGGGAGAUGCUUCGAGAUAUCGGGGUUGAAGGUCGCUUCUCCGAGGCAAAAGCUAAGGAAAUCAAGGAAAAGAGGGAACUUAUGGCCGACCUAGAAGCUGUUACGGAGAUGAAUCGGAACUGGGGUAGUGGAGCAGGUAGACGUGCCUCUAGGAGCAAGGCCACCAAGAAGACGUCGAAAGAAGAAUCUGAUGAGGACCAAGACGCCAAGGAUGAAGAGAAUGAGGACGAAGAAGUCAAGGGUAACCCACGCGUGUCAAAGCGAAUGGCUGAUUUAGCCUUUCUUGGAAGCGACAGCGAGUCUGAUUAAAUCGUCUACGAGGUCAUGACAGAGAUAAGACUAUCGGUACCGAGUAUGAUAUGAACGGUUUGACGAUGAGCUGGAUGAUAUUUAUGUACUGUUACAUGUAUUUACUUGCUAGCAUUCAUCUUCUGAGCUAUGAGACUAAAAAUAGCAACAGAGCCCAUGAACAAAACAGCAUUGUAAAACUAAUUCGUGUUAGUUGACUAAAGACGACCUAUUCUAACUAAGAAAUUGAGGCUCAACCACAUACAGCUCUACGCGAAACCUCCCUCUCUUCAUCAUCUGAUCUCGCCUCGAUGAAGAGUCGACGUAGGUUUGGGAAGUUUGCCUGGGUUGUUUGUUAGCUGAUAUGAAUGUGCCAUUCUGGCUCAACUUGCCAUGUAGUUUAGAGUAUGAUUAAAGCCGUGGAGGAGUGAGGAGUAUUCUCGGUAUAGUCGAAUCUAUAGUUUCAAGUUGGUUUUGACUUAGUAAGGACUUUGUAUGAAUCUCUUUGAUUAUGGUAUGGUAUAGAGAGUGGAAGGUUCUAUAUUGCUUCAACGUCUUAAAGUGCUUAGGCCAAGAGGUACCUACCAAGCUAAGAUUGUCCCACUACUAAUACAAAGUAUACAUGGGUACAUCAAGGUACUACGUACCAUACCU
This is a messenger RNA of Daldinia decipiens, 2374 nucleotides long. RefSeq lists its product as uncharacterized. NCBI's taxonomy places the organism in Eukaryota, Fungi, Ascomycota, Sordariomycetes, Xylariales, Hypoxylaceae. The transcript has 2 exons. Gene Ontology annotation, cellular component: nucleus. The record is from RefSeq and is a predicted model, not a curated record. Bases 230 to 1741 code for a protein of 503 amino acids.